Messenger RNA from Odobenus rosmarus divergens (Pacific walrus), 811 nucleotides. RefSeq names its product protein FAM127-like. NCBI's taxonomy places the organism in Eukaryota, Metazoa, Chordata, Mammalia, Carnivora, Odobenidae. The transcript has a single exon. Bases 74 to 415 code for a protein of 113 amino acids. The record is from RefSeq and is a predicted model, not a curated record.
CGCCCGCCUCAGCCCAGCCCCGCCCAGCCCGGCCGAGCCCAGGGAGCGCGAGCGCGAGCGCGAGCGCGGCGCGAUGGACGGCCGAGUGCAGCUGAUCAAGGCCCUCCUGGCCCUGCCCCUGCGGCCCCAGACCCGGCGGUGGAGGAACCCGAUCCCCUUCCCCGAGACGUUUGACGGCGACACCGACCGGCUCCCGGAGUUCAUCGUGCAGACGGGCGCCUACAUGUUAGUGGACGAGACCCUGUUCUCCAGCGAUGCCCUGAAGGUGACGUUCCUCAUCACCCGCCUCACCGGGCCGGCCCUGCAGUGGGUGAUCCCCUACAUCAGGAAGGAGAGCCCCCUCCUCAAUGAUUACCGGGGCUUCCUGGCCGAGAUGAAGCGGGUCUUUGGCUGGGUGGAGGACGAGGACUUCUAGGCCGGGAGCCCCUCGGGCCCGGGGGCGGGUGCUCGGGGGAGGGUCCGCUGCGCCCGUCGCCGCCGCCCAGAUGGCCGCGGGCGUCGCCCCGCCGCGCCUCCCCCCCUCACCUUCGCCGCGCUCGAGUGGCCGCGCUCUCCCCCGCGCUGCUGUCCCCUCCCGCGUAGUGCUUGCCUUUGUUCCAGGAAUAGCGCUCCGGGUCCCCGCCGCUGCCUCCGGGCCCCGCUCCGGAGCGCGCCGCCGCCCUCUGCGGCCAGCCGGGCCCCUCCCGUGCGCACUUGGACUCGGGCCCGCGCUCCAGCUGCGGGCCGGGCUCCCGUUACACGCCGGGCAGACCACCCACAGCCCGGCCGCCGCGGGCCGCCUCCGCCAGACUGACCGCCAGGCCUGCAGCGC